GCCGAUGUUGCACUGGAGUGGACAAGAAAAAAGGAGGAGAGAAGCUGUUGCAGCCGCUACACGUCUGACGGAGGCACUGGUGGAUCAUCUUAAUGUUGGAGUGGCUCAGGCAUAUGUGAAUCAGCGGAAACUGGAUAAUGAAGUAAAAACCCUGCAGAUUCAGGCUGCCCAGUUUGCCAAACAGACACAACAGUGGCUUGGUAUGGUGGAUAACUUCAACCAGGCACUAAAGGAAAUUGGUGAUGUCGAGAAUUGGGCAAGAAGUAUUGAGAUGGACAUGAGGACUAUCGCCACUGCCCUAGAGUACGUCUAUAAAGGACAGCUACAGCCUGCAACAUGAAGUUUCAAAUAUGAGCCUGAAAAAUGGGCACUUUGCGAGGAAGAAGUUGAAGCAUCUUCACAAUUUAAAGCUGACAUUCUAAACAAGCUGUACAGCAGGCUUUCCAACAGGAAGGUUGCAUUAAUGCUGCAAUCCCUUUCCUAUUGGGGACUCUUAUCCACCCACUGUCUGACUGUUAAUUUCAAUAUCCUAAACUUGAAUGCAGAUAUCUAAGACUUGAUGCGUUUAUUUGUUUUCCCAGAGUGCAAUCAUCUAGGAAGGAUAAUGUAUAAAUCCUAAAGUCUCGAAUGAAAUAUAUCUAGGCCCAUUUCAUUCUCCACUGCUAAAACAAUUUGUACGAGUCUUUGGUUGUUAUUGGCAAAUUUUCUUUUAAAAAGACACCAGAGAGAAUUCUUGAUAGAAAUACUCAGUGGACUACUGCCCAGUUGAAACCAAACUAAUUCCAUUUUGAUCAGAUUUUCCCACAAGCUCAGUCCUCUGUGCCAAACAAUUUCCAUCAUAUGUGGCUGUAUUUUGUACACUUGUAUUUAUUUGUCCCGCUGGAGGACAUUGUUACUUUUCCUUCCUGCAGUCUAUUGUCUGCGAUGAUGUCAAUUGCCAGACUACAGCUAUCACUUCUCGUUGGAGUGCGCUGUCACUAGAGUCACCUCCCUUGCUAGACUUUGCACAGCAGCUGCUGCUUCCCUCUUCCUGCAGUGCAUUCUUGAUGGAUGGCCUCAUUUGCCAGCUUGUUCUUUUUAUCUGUUGCUUUUCCUUUCUGCAGUUCGUCAAACAGAUAACUUGAUUUCCCAGCGUCUUGUCACUACUUCUUUCUGUUCUUAUUGAGGUAGAUCUCACUCGUUUGUGUUCAGUUGCUGUAUUCUGGCAUUCCUCAGAAUGCGGGAUUCUUAUUAAAAUAGAUGCUUUUUCUUUGUUUAAAUGAGCCAAUCUUUUUGUGUAAGAGUACAAUAUUGCCCCACCCAAAAGCUUCUCUGCAUACUGAUGUAUAUAAAUGAAUGACUAAAAGGUAUUCUUGGUGUCGAUUUAAUCAUGUAAGAUGAUAAAUAACACUGAUGCAAAUAAAUUCACUGUUUACUGAU
This is a messenger RNA of Rhincodon typus (whale shark), 1419 nucleotides long. RefSeq names its product biogenesis of lysosomal organelles complex-1, subunit 1 (gene bloc1s1). The record is from RefSeq and is a predicted model, not a curated record. Gene Ontology annotation, cellular component: BLOC-1 complex. The transcript has 4 exons. Gene Ontology annotation, biological process: endosomal transport. The coding region runs from base 5 to 340 and encodes 111 amino acids. NCBI's taxonomy places the organism in Eukaryota, Metazoa, Chordata, Chondrichthyes, Orectolobiformes, Rhincodontidae.